Molecule: messenger RNA, 585 nt
Organism: Octodon degus (degu)
Lineage: Eukaryota; Metazoa; Chordata; Mammalia; Rodentia; Octodontidae
Gene: Rps2
Product: ribosomal protein S2
Exons: 4
Coding region: 4-570 (188 amino acids)
Biological process (GO): translation
Cellular component (GO): ribosome; cytosolic small ribosomal subunit
Molecular function (GO): structural constituent of ribosome; RNA binding
Source: RefSeq, a predicted model, not a curated record
CAAAUGGCGGAUGACGCCGGUGCAGCGGGAGGGGCCGGAGGCCCCGGGGGCCCAGGCAUGGGAGGCCGCGGCGGCUUCCGCGGAGGCUUUGGCAGUGGCCUUCGAGGUCGCGGGCGCGGCAGAGGCAGGGGCCGGGGCCGAGGCCGCGGGGCUCGCGGCGGUAAGGCCGAGGACAAAGAGUGGAUUCCGGUCACCAAGCUGGGCCGUCUGGUCAAAGACAUGAAGAUCAAAUCCCUGGAGGAAAUCUACCUUUUUUCCUUACCCAUCAAGGAGUCCGAGAUUAUUGACUUUUUCCUGGGCACAUCUCUCAAGGAUGAAGUUCUGAAGAUCAUGCCUGUGCAGAAGCAAACUCGUGCUGGCCAGCGGACCAGGUUCAAGGCAUUUGUCGCCAUUGGGGACUACAAUGGUCAUGUUGGCCUGGGUGUAAAGUGUUCCAAGGAAGUAGCCACUGCCAUUCGUGGGGCCAUUAUCCUGGCCAAGCUCUCCAUUGUCCCUGUCAGGAGAGGCUACUGGGGAAACAAGAUCGGCAAGCCCCACACUGUUCCUUGCAAGGUAGAUCCUUGGGGGUGAAUGAUGAUGGGUUUG